Fragaria vesca subsp. vesca is the source of this 1800-nucleotide messenger RNA. RefSeq names its product cell division control protein 45 homolog. Gene Ontology annotation, cellular component: DNA replication preinitiation complex. The coding region runs from base 1 to 1800 and encodes 599 amino acids. The transcript has a single exon. Gene Ontology annotation, molecular function: single-stranded DNA binding; chromatin binding; DNA replication origin binding. Gene Ontology annotation, biological process: double-strand break repair via break-induced replication; mitotic DNA replication preinitiation complex assembly; DNA replication initiation. The record is from RefSeq and is a predicted model, not a curated record. Lineage: Eukaryota; Viridiplantae; Streptophyta; Magnoliopsida; Rosales; Rosaceae.
AUGGUUAGAGAGCAAACGGUGGAGUCCUUCUACUCCAGGCUCCGUGAAUCGGCUAUAGCCUCGACCGGUUCUCCUCUGCUCAUAUUCCCAUCGACUUCAGAUGUGGACUCGCUCUGUGCCCUCAAGAUCAUUCUACAUGUGCUUGAAUCGGAUUCGGUCCGCUACUCGUGUUAUCCGGUGUCUUCGUUUCAGGAGAUUCAUAAGUACGCUGGGCCUGACCUGUGUUCUUCGUCGGAGAAUCCGGUUUGUAUUCUUUUGAUCAAUUGGGGGUGCCACCGGGACCUGAGGAGGCUGCUUGAUUUGUCACCCUUGGCGCGUGUUUUCGUGGUGGACAGUCACCGGCCGAUUCAUUUGCAUAAUCUGAGUGAGCUGAAUGAGCGUGUGGUUGUGCUUUAUACCGCGGAAGACGAGAGGCAGGCGGAUUUGGCCUAUGAUAUUGAGGAUGUUUCGGCUUUGGCUAAUGCGAGUGAUUUGAAUAGUGAUGAUGAGCUGGAUGGAGAGUCGGAUAGUGAUGGAGAUAGUGACAGUGAGAGUGAGGAGGAUGGGGAUGGGGAUGGGAAUGGGAAUGGGGAGGGGUCGAGAAAGAAAAGGAGGGUGUCUGAUGAAGAGGACGCGGUUAAGAUUUUUGGGAAGUUGAAGAAGAAAUACUACAAUUUGGGUACUUUUCAUGGUAAGCCUUCGGGGUGUUUGAUGUAUGAUUUGUCGCAUUCUUUGAGGAAGAACACGAAUGAGUUGCUUUGGUUGUCUUGUGUUUCUUUAACGGAUCAGUUUGUACACGAGAGGUUAACAGAUGAGAGGUACCAGGCUGCGGUCAUGGAGCUUGAGCAGCAUAUCAACAGCUCAGGGAAUUUGGAGGCAGCAACUUCGGUGACUCUCAAGGAUGGGACAAAGAUUCGGCUGCCCAGUUCGUCUAGAAUUGCAUAUGAAGAUGAGCCUAGACUAAUGCUGUUGCAGGAAUGGAAUUUAUUCGAUUCCAUGAUUUGUUCGUCCUAUAUUGCAACUAAAAUGAAGACGUGGAGUGACAAUGGGAUGAAAAAGCUUCAGCUUCUUAUUGCAAGGAUGGGAAUUGCUCUAGUGGACUGCCAACAGAAGUUUCAGUUCAUGAAUGUUGAAGUGAAAAAGAGGAUGAGAGAUCAAUUUGAACAGUUUUUACCUGAGUAUGGACUCACUGAUUUCUACUACCGGAGCUUUUUGCGGCUCCAUGGUUAUGGCUCAAGGGUAUCAGCAGCAGAUGUGGUGUAUGGAGUCACAGCUUUGCUUGAAUCGUUUGUAGAAUCAGAUGGUUCUUGUGCUGCCAAGCAGUUUGGGGUAGCUUAUGAUGCACUGUCAUUGAAUAGCCUUGAUAAGCUGAAAGCUGGAAUGCAGAAAGCAAUUCGGGUACAAAGGGCAAUUGUUAGACAAGGAAGUAGAGCUGUGACAAAGAGUGGUUGCAUAAGAAGUGGUAGGAAAUUUAGGUGGGUGAAACUUGAAGAUUCUGUAGAUGCGAAACUGUUGGGGUACCCCCAGGCAUUGACUAAAUUGUGCUAUUUCAUGAUGGAUGCUCUAAAAGAGAAGGGAGCUAGAAUGAAGCCUUUGGUUUGUGCUUGCUUGGCACAAGAAGCCAAAAAGAUGAUCAUAGUUGGGGUUUGUGGGAGGCCACGACUUGGAGCAGUUAAGGGAAAUUCAUUUGGAAUUGCAUUUCGAAAUGCAGCUCAGGAGAUUUCUGCAGAGUUCUUCCAUGAGAUGUUUGAGUCUUCAUGGAUCGUCCUGGAUUCAGCUCAAGUGAAUACCUUUAUGAUGAGGUUGACUGAUAAAUUAUGA